AUGCGGGUUGUGGCAGGGGCUGUUCUUGUGCUGGUGUUGUGCGCGCUCUUGCCUUUCGUGCACGCACAGAUCAGGCCACCUGCGCGACCCCACAACUACGACUGCGCACUGAAGCAGCUGGCAUACAACCGGUCCCUCGCCCUGCUUGCUGGCUCGAGCAACGCCGACGCAGGCGCUUGGCCACAGCUCAUCCACGAUGCGCUGUUUCUGGGCCAGUGCUCCGAAGCGGCAGCUGCUGCCGCGACCGCCUCCACGUCAACGGCACGGCGCACCUUUCGCGAGCGCGUACGGCAGGCACGAGCAACUCCGCCACCGGAGCAGCGCUGCAUGACAGUCUUUGUGUCACCGAGUGGCGACGACACGCAUGGCGAUGGCUCUGCUGCGCACCCGUUUGCAUCCCUGCAGCGAGCACUCGCAGUCACGGCGUCCAUGCCCGCGCAUGGCAGUGGAUCUGCACCCUCGUCCCUGGAGAUACUCAUGCAGCCCGGGCACUACUUCGUGGCCAACACCGUCUACGUCGGUCCGCAGCCUCUUCCCGUGACCAUCCGCGCCGCCGACCCUGUGCGCAGACCCAUCAUAUCGGGCGGCAUGCGCCUGACAAACCUCACCUUCACAGCAGCGGGUGACCCUUCGCUGCCACCCACCACGCUGGUGACAACCCUGCCGCCACAGGUGGACCUCAGCAAUGCCGCCAAAGGGCUGAGUGUCUUCGUGGACCACGAAGCGUACGUUGCCGCGCGGUGGCCAAACGCCAACCCGGUGUAUGACCUGUGGCCAGCUGGCUACGUGGACGGGCCCAUCGAGUAUGCACCUGCGCACCACCCUGGCCCGCACGAGAUCCCCGUCAGCGUGCAGGCGGCGACGCUGCCUUUCCCUUCCGUGUAUCAGACGUAUGAGCACACACUUGUCGACCCGCGCCAGUGGCACGUGGGCCGCGGCGUUGGCGGCGCCACCUUGCCGCCAUCGGCCACACCCCCGGCCAACCUCACCGGUGGCAUUGCAGUCAACUGGGACGGCAACAACCAUCCAGGCUACCGCGACCAGUGGAUGAACUACGGCUACUUCAUCACCAAGCAGAGCGACCCCAAUACCAAAGCCACAACGCUGACAAGCACGUCAAAGGGCCGACCAGCGAGCGGCGGCCACACGCUCACCUUCGGUGCCGGUGGCUGGCAGGGCACCAACCCGGACUCUGGCGACAAGUACCGGCAGCUGUAUGUGUACAACGCGCGCGGUGCGCUGGAUGCCCCUGGCGAGUACUGGAUUGAUGCGUCCGCGCGGCAGCUGUUCCUCAUCCCCAACAACACGGCCAUCAACACCACGACCACCAUCACCAUCGCCCAGCAGGCAACGGUGCUUUCUGUGUCCGGCACUGCGCGCAGACCCGUGCGCAACCUCACCUUGCGCGACCUCGUGUUCACGGCCACGCGACCCACGUUCAUGGAGGAGUACGAGCAGCCCUACUCCAACACGGCCGGGUGGUCGUUUGCCCGCCACGCCGCUGUGGAGAUGGAGGGUGUGGAAGACAGCGCCGUGGUUGCCUGCUCCUUCCGCUGGCUCGGCGGCAAUGGGCUGCUUCUGUCUGGCCGCGCCAACAACGUCUCUGUGCUCGACUCGGAGUUUGCGUUCCUUGGCGACUCGGCCAUCCUUGCGCUUGGCCGCCCCCGCCUUGCGGCCGGCGUGUGGCCAGACUUCCCCAACGCAACCACCGUGCAGCGCUGCCUCUUCCACGACCUUGGGCUGGUUGGAAAGCAGGUCGCAGCAUACUCGCAGUACAUGGCGGCGCACACCACGCUGGCGCGCAACGUGGCAUUCAACCUGCCGCGGGCGGCCGUGAACUGGGGCGACGGCUUUCGCGGCGGCAACGUGCUCACGGCGUCCGUGUUCUUUGCGUGUGUGCGGGAGAGCGCGGACCACGGCGCCUUCAACUCGUGGGCACGUGAGCCCAUGCUGUACGUGGACGAGGCGAGCGGCGGCAACGUGGCGGUGGUGCCCAGGACAAACACCAUCUCCAAGAUGCUCAUUCUUGGCGCAGGUGGGACGCUGUCGAACCUGGACCACGACGACGGCAGCCUGCUCUACAACGACACGGACAACGUGCUCGCAUAUGCGCCCGCCAAGAGCUAUCUCGGGUCGCAGAAGACAGCCACGCGCUCGCUGUUUCUGUUCCCGGACCUGGCGGUGAUGCAGCACACGUGCUACAUGUCAGACGGCGCGUUCAACUCCACCUUUGGCGAGCAAUACACGCACAACACGUGCAUGCUCUUCAAUGCCACAACCGCGCCCGUGGCCUCUAUGCCCGUGUGCAAUCAGACGGCGCUGUCCGCGUGCACCGCGUCCAACAACAAUCGCUACUUUGUGUCCACGGAUGCCUCUCACCCGACCCCCGUGUGGCGUGUGGGCCAUGAGGCGUUGCACCUCCCAGGGAUGCAAAAGCUUGGGCUUGAGCACAACUCAACCGUGGUCUCCGGCUUUCCUUCGCCGAGUGAGGUUGUUGCCAUGGCCAAGGCUGUUCUUGACAUGUAA
Messenger RNA from Salpingoeca rosetta, 2526 nucleotides. RefSeq lists its product as uncharacterized. Lineage: Eukaryota; Choanoflagellata; Craspedida; Salpingoecidae. The record is from RefSeq and is a predicted model, not a curated record. The transcript is spliced from 2 exons. Bases 1 to 2526 code for a protein of 841 amino acids.